CAAAUGUGUCCAACAUAACGACUGUCUGACCUGCUUUACGGUUGUCGAAAAUACGAACACGUGUGUGCUGCCUGCUUAUCAACUGUACGGAAGAUACAUCUGCGUCUAUAAAACUUAAAAAUGGCCAAAAGUCUGCGAAGCAAAUGGAAGCGGAAGAUGCGUGCAGUGAAGAGAGCGAAAAACGCCCCUAAGGAACUGGCUCGGUUGAAGCAAGCCUUGGCCCACGGUGGCACAGGAGAGAUCUCCAUGAAUGACAUUCAGGACAUAGCUACAGUGGUGCCAGCUGGGAAGAUAAAGGAGAAGAAAGUGGAUGUAGACAUGGAGGCAGAGGAAGUCGAUGAUGGAAAGAUGGACAUGGACAGCAAGCGCAGUAAGACGACCCAAUUGGACGAGCACGGACAGUACCCAACAUGGAUGAGCCAACGACAGGCUAAGAAACUGAAAGGCAAACGCAUAACAAAAAAAUCAGGAGGAAAGGCCAACAAAAAAAAGAAGGGCAUUGCCUGGUAGCCUGGAGAAAACCAAAGGACUUCUGACUUAGAACCUGUGACACACACAUGAGCAUUGAAUACAUGAUCCUUCUGGACUUGAGUUGCCUGCCUUGUGUUCAAGUUAAAUGGUGAUAUGAGGCAAAGGAUCUAUAUUGUGCAACCCAUUGUCUGUAAGCUCAUUUUAAUGUAUGAAAGGAAACAGAGUUGUGUGUUGGGCACAAUGGAAAGCCAUGUUUUCUUAUUUCUGUGGUAUACAGAAGAUGGUAGAUUCUUUACAUUUGACCUUAAUAAUGCUACUACUUACUACCUGUUGUUGGUAGCUCCAUUCUUGUUUGAUUUGCUCCUCUUUCUGUAGCCUAGCCCAUAGUUACAAAGACAUUCAUUAUACAUGCAACAAACUGUCCAUAUCAUAUUCUGGCUGUCACACAGAGUAAAUAAAUGUGUUUCUGUACAUUAAUACAUUUUAUUGAUUACAUGCA
This is a messenger RNA of Oncorhynchus masou masou (cherry salmon), 970 nucleotides long. Its product is annotated as protein LLP homolog. Gene Ontology annotation, biological process: dendrite extension. The record is from RefSeq and is a predicted model, not a curated record. The transcript has 3 exons. Bases 121 to 510 code for a protein of 129 amino acids. Gene Ontology annotation, cellular component: nucleolus. Gene Ontology annotation, molecular function: RNA binding. Lineage: Eukaryota; Metazoa; Chordata; Actinopteri; Salmoniformes; Salmonidae.